Ostertagia ostertagi is the source of this 2865-nucleotide messenger RNA. The record is from the annotation of a GenBank genome assembly. Lineage: Eukaryota; Metazoa; Nematoda; Chromadorea; Rhabditida; Trichostrongylidae.
AUGUUUAUGAUAUCGACGUUUCUGCAGUUAUCCAUAAUUCUUCUUCUCGCUUUAACACUAACUGAGGCGAACUUAGUAGCGAAAGUUCAGUCGUUGCGAUCCAUGAUAUGUAUACCAGGUGGAGUACGGCUCACAUCUGAGUACAGAAAUGCGUACGAAAUUUGUGCAGACCAGUACUGUGUUCACGUUGAAGAACCACAAUACAGUGAGAACAUAUCAUUCCCACCGGAAAUCAUACUACAUGAACACUCAGUACAAUGGAAGUUUACGGACAAUGAAACUGUCGGAUGUUACGUCUUCCUGUACGUUCCAAUAGUUCUCGGUCAUCCAGUAAGAUUCGCUGGCCGCAUAGCUUGGGCAAUAAUCAAAUGGGCGAUUCGCGGUUUUCUAUCCGUGAAGGGUAGACCAAGAAACUUCCCUCGACGGCGUUUGGUAGAAAUUAUUGCAAUAUCAACAACAGUCCUCAAUAUAGGAUUGUCCCAUCAAUGCCAGGAAGUUAAUCUCUUCACUCAUCACUCCAUUAUCUGCGCAGGUGGGCCAGACACCGCCAAAGUAGAAUUGACGCACUUCGAUGACGCAAUUGGAGAACCCACAUUGACUACGAAACUACUUUUACCCAAUGUUCCCGUUCAGUGGAAGGCCUUCACCAUUACUCUCACCAAUAUAGGGUCUCCUCCUAUACCUCUGCUUAACACUCAGUUCAUCACCAAUGGUAAAAGCACAGCUCUUUGGAAAAAUAAUAUCAUUCCACCACUGAGAUGUGCAAAUUUUAGUAACGCAGAGAUCCUAGCAUGUGAUGUAUUUGAAGAUUGCACAUGCUGGCCAGCUGAGAUGACGGCUAAUUGUAAAUGCAGAGACCUUCCAAUAACGGCGUGGUUGAGUAAAAUCAACAAUCUACUACCUGCUACAUUCCCAUCAAUAUCGUUGCGAAUGCAUCCACAGUCGAAAGUGCAGGCAGCAGUUACUAGUAUGGUGACUUCAGAAAUCAUACUGUCAUUCCAAGGCACAUUGAGGACUGAGAUACUAGUGGAAGAUGCGAUAUGUACGGUCACUACAGAGGAACUAAAAGGGUGCUAUAGUUGUUCAAAAGGUAGUUCAGCCAAAGUACUAUGCAAAGCAUCUCGAAACAAAGUCCGGGCUGAAGUUGUUUGUGAUUCUGUAGCAUUUUCAAUACCUUGCAAUAUCACUGGGAUCGCCUCAGUUUUGCGCUUCAGCUUUUCACAAGCACGAAACAACCUUCACUGUUCCGUUUCUUGCGGACAAUUAAGCACCUCAUUCGAAAUAAGUGGCGUUCUUAAGUUUACCGCUUCGGCCCAGGGGAUUGUAGAGCAAUGGCUGAGGGGAGAGUCAAUAUCUAACUCAGAAAGCCCCUGGCCUGAUUUACGACACAUUGCGUCAGUAUUUUUGCAGUGGUACAAAACCCUAGCAGCAGCAAUGGCGGGGUUAAUCAUCACCAUUGCGCUUACCUAUCUAUUCUUGCUUACGUGUGGCUCUAAAAUUUUGGGGUGGAUCCUUCGCACUACGGAAUUAAGAAAAUACUGUGCAUUAGGCCCAGAAGGCACAGUAAACAACACUGAUCACAAAAAAUUCCACGUCAUGCCAGAAGAAAGUUUCUACUUCAAAGAUUUUUGCUUUCUUGUUGAUAUUCAACAAAACCCAGUUCCACUAGAUCUGAGAAUCGAUCUGUGCUCGACAUGGCAAGAACUCAAAGAGCAAUAUAAGCAAGCAAAGGAACUGGAUGUAUCCUGGCUUCGACAUCUGAUUACCACCACGUGUUCCGAUGCCCACCCGGGAGAGCUCGUCCUGCUCACCAAUGCCUUUCUCAGGACGGCCAUCACAACAAGAGAUAGCCUUCUACGACUCGCGCAACGCUUCGUGCUUCUUGACGGAAUUUAUCUCACGCUAUGCCAAGUUGGCAAGUUCACGCAACAAGCUCAAGAGAAAUGGGAGAGGGAAAAGGCGGAGAAAAGGAUCGAUACGAGUAGCGUUAUAGUGAAAACCGACAAAACCGUACUAAGAAUCGAGAGCAUUAUCGCUGAAAUCGAGUUCGAGAUAAGCGAAGCGAAGAAGUCUCUUCACGAGGGUAAAUGUCAUCUCCAAAAACCAUCUGCAAGUGACGUGUGUGAAAGAUCCUGUGUGAAACCCGAAGAAGAAGAAGAAGUGAAAGAUUUCGAAAUGGUGGAAUUGGACCAGAUCGCUUCACAGAAGAGCAACCAGAGAAGCGACAAGAAAGCUCAAUCGCUCAAGAACUUUCCGAUGAAGACUACUUUAUUUCAGCUAAUUCGUGAAAACUCUGGAGAAGAAGAAGAGCAGGAGAUCAAUACUCAAAAAUGUGAAAACUCUGGAGAAAACGAAGAGCAGGAGAUCAAUAGUCAAGAAAGCUCACACGACGACUAUCAACAAAAGCGCUCAAUUCAAGAUAUCUGUAAAGACCUCGACGAUUUGGAGCGUGGUCUACGUCUACUCCCCACACGACGAAUCACAAAAAGUUCACCAGGUAUCAAGCCUUGGGUCAGAUGCGCCUUCUGCAGAAGACGAGGUAUACAUUACUCUGAUUCAUGCCCUGACUUUCCCGAUGGCGACCAGCGAUACCGCCUCAUCCUACAAGACGACAGGUGUGUCUACUGUCUAGAAAGGUGCAAUCCAUACGUGGAAUGCCGUGAAAAAGGAAGGGCGUGUUGGUAUUGUGGGAUAGUAAAAAACACAAUACUGAAGUUCCUCAUCCCAAGAGACAAUGGCCACCACCGUUCGUUAUGCACUAUACCAAAUUCGAAGGGAUGGAUAAGAAACGUCAUCGACGACGUCAGACAAGAGCUGCAUGAAGCGUCAAAGUUGGGCAGUACCAUCUCUUCCGCCCCGGGAGUG